CCACCAACAAAAACAUUCACAAAACAACCUUUGAUCUUUGGCCAAAUGGCUGCCGAACCAAACUAUUGCUUCACAAACACGUACGAGGAUGUUCUAGCUUCAUCUCUCCAAUCAACAACAAAUGACUCUAUGAUCAUGUUCAACCUCUCCAUCCUUAAAGAAAAAGCUCAACAUGUUCACUCCACAGCCUCCAUGUUCUUCACCCAAUCACAAACUCAAUCAAUGGAGAACAUUGCGAAUUUGCUCCAAGAAAUUAUUGUGAUCGCAUCUAACAUCAUGUUCACUUGCCAAAACUUUGGUCCCGGGGUUAACCACGCUAAUACCACCAACGACCAUGACAAUACGCUUGAGUUUGACCAGUUGACUCAGUCAAACAUGAUGUUUGACUGGUCAGGUGGUGGUGGCGGUGGCGAUGGUGGUGGUGGUGGUGGUGUUGAGAAUAGUUUUGUUAGCGUAAUGUGCAACACAAGAAACAAAGAUAGUGGUUUUGAGGAGCGAAAACAAUUUAAGAUUGAAAGAGAUAGACAUAAGGAAAUAGGGUCAGGGUCAGGGUCAGGGUCCGGGCCAGGACAAAGAUUGUCUCCAAGAAGUUAUGACAUCAUAGAAAUGGAUGCGGCCGAUUUGCUAGCAAAAUACACACACUAUUGUCAAGUAUGUGGUAAAGGGUUCAAGCGUGACGCAAACCUCAGGAUGCACAUGAGGGCCCAUGGGGACGAAUACAAGUCUAGCGCGGCUCUAGCCAAUCCCACUUCAUCAAAUGGUAGUACAUCGACAAAAUUGGCUAGAAAGUAUUCGUGCCCUCAAGAAGGGUGUAGGUGGAACCGUAAACACGCAAAAUUUCAACCAUUGAAGUCAAUGAUUUGCAUGAAGAAUCACUACAAAAGGAGUCAUUGUCCAAAGAUGUACUCGUGCAAAAGGUGUCAUCAAAAGCAGUUUUCUGUGCUUUCGGAUUUGCGGACCCACGAGAAGCACUGUGGGGACGUGAAAUGGCGGUGCUCGUGUGGCACAACAUUUUCGAGGAAAGAUAAACUUAUGGGUCACGUUGGCUUGUUCAUCGGGCAUACACCGCUUAUUGAUGAGGGUUCUUUGAUCAAAUAACCAAUGAAAUUAGGAAGGUGAGUUUGUUUUUGUAACUUUUUUGAAUGGUCAAUAUGUAAUUAUUAUAGAAGGAUGAUUUGUAUACAACAAAAGUUAUUGGACACAUCAUAUAGAAUAGUCGCAUAGAACCCACGACAUGUGUUAGUUAUAUGUGCUAAAUAACUUUGUUGUAUGCGACUCACCUACGUUUGUGAUAUAAUCUAUGAACAAGUAAGCUCCAUCGUUUUUUAUUGAUUC
This is a messenger RNA of Helianthus annuus (common sunflower), 1335 nucleotides long. RefSeq names its product protein SENSITIVE TO PROTON RHIZOTOXICITY 2. The coding region runs from base 46 to 1098 and encodes 350 amino acids. The record is from RefSeq and is a predicted model, not a curated record. The transcript has a single exon. NCBI's taxonomy places the organism in Eukaryota, Viridiplantae, Streptophyta, Magnoliopsida, Asterales, Asteraceae. Gene Ontology annotation, biological process: response to acidic pH; response to aluminum ion.